Messenger RNA from Anisakis simplex (herring worm), 588 nucleotides. The record is from the annotation of a GenBank genome assembly. Lineage: Eukaryota; Metazoa; Nematoda; Chromadorea; Rhabditida; Anisakidae.
AUGUAUAAUAGCGAUAUCAAGAUAAUGGUGAACAGCACUGCUGCGGAAGAAAGUCAGAAUUCCUCGAAUGAGCGUAUCGAUCAGUUGAAAACUGAGCCAACAGAAUCGGUACCAGAUGAGAUCGACAAUGAUGUCUACCUGAAGGAUGUUAUCAGAGCGUUCGAUAAACUCAGAAACGUUUCGGAUUUUAAUCGCGUUGCGCGAAAGGUGCAUCCAAUUUCGGCUACUCGAGACAGUAUAUUAGUUGAAUUAACACUUGAAGAAGAACAUGUAAAUAGUAAAAAAACAAUGCAUGGUGGACAAACAGCUGCACUUGUUGAUAUGAUCACCGCGAGAGCCGUGGGAAUCACUAUUAAGGACAGGGCGAUGGUGUCUGUGGAACUUGCUGUUAGCUAUAUGUAUCCACUUCGAUUGGGUGAGACGGUGCUCAUAGAAGCAAAAGUUCUGAAGGUCGGUCGUAACAUGGCAUUUACAGAGGCUGAAUUACGUCGCAAAUGUGACAAUCGUAUCAUAGCGAAAGGCAAGCACACUCUGGCAUUCAUCCCUAAACCAGCAACUCAAAAUGGCGAACCAUUUGAGCAAUUCUGA